UGUUUACCAAACGGGGAAGGGAUUAUAACCCAAAGAGCAGAUUAAAAAUUUGCUCAAUUUCCUUAGCUCGCAUAGGCCAAAGGGUUUAAGCUUUUCCCCUAGCAGAGCGCCUGCCUCCUCUUCUCUCAGCAAAACAGAAAACAUGGCCGAAGAUGAACGCAAGGAGGAAGUGGGAACCACAAUCGUAGAAGCAACAGACAAAGAAGAUGAGAUGAAGCCGUGGGAGCAGCACUCAGCAGUGAUAAGCAUCCCUCGUUUCGAUUACAAGGCUUCUUCUUCCCUCCUCCGCCAUUCCCAUUCUGCCUUUCUCAUCACUUGCCCCAUCAAGAGGGAGAAAAGUGCAACAAAAGAAGCUAUAGCUAUCCUUGAAAAGUAUAUUGUUUCAAAUCCUGAUGCUAAGAGAAGGAAAAUAUGCAUGGAAGAUGCUAAUGAAGAAUGCAAUGGAUCAGAAGGUGCAGCUAAUGAGCAUGUGAAUUCCGAAUCCGACACUUCUAUAAAGAAAAGUGAUAUUCUCUCACUUGUUAAGUUAACAAGAAGUGGAUUGCUUCUCUUUACAUUUCCAUUCGGCAAGUCCCCAGCAGUUGUUGACAUCGUUUCACAGAUUUUUCAAUCCCUUGAAUCUGGAAUAUUGAAGUCUCCUCUUUGGUGCAAUCGGAUAUUACCAAUUCAAGGUACAUGCCCUUUAGAGGAGAAGGAACUUAAGAAGAUUGUGACACAGCUUGUUGAUCAGUUUAUCAUCAAUAGGCCGAAGGAGACUGGAAAUACUGUUAAGUUUGCAGUUGGCUAUAACAGGAGAGGGAUUGAGGAGACCGAGAUGAAGAAUCUUAGAAAAACUUCUAGCGAUCCUGAUGUAUUUGCUUUGUUGGACCGCAACAAAUGCUUUAGCGUCGUGGCAGCAGCAGUAAAAGAAGUUGUCCCAGAUUCGACGGUGGAUUUGAAAGAUCCAGAGCUUUCUGUGCUUGUUGAGGUACUUCCACUUUCUAGAGUACCUGAUAAAACAGCCAUAGUUGGUGUGUCGGUUCUUCCACGAACACUUGUUAGUACAAAGCCUCGGCUCUGCAUCAAGGCCUUAGUCUCAGAUACAAAAGAGAUGAAAGGGAAGAAAAGAUAAAAUCUCUCUAUGAAUAGGAUGCACGUUUUCGAUUUUUUGUCGAUUACAUUGGCCUUUCUCAGAUUUAAAUAUUUAAUGUGUUGUAUUGACUUGGACUUUAAGGCGACACCUUGCAAUGGUAGUAAUUUAUUACUGUAUUUUGUAUUAUCAGGUGUUGGCUAGAUCUGGUUGAAUGUUUAACCCUUAAACUAGACAGGGAAAACAAGGAAAGCUGCAGUGACGACGAUGGUUCUGGUACACACCAAGUGUCGAAAAUGUUGCAGUUUAGCAUUAGAACUAUUUGUGUCCUCGCGGUUCUUUUGAAUUGCAGCAUAAUUGCAUUAGUUUUGUCGUUUAAAAGUUUGUUGUACAGAGAUUAUCUUCUAAUCAGUUUAUCACAGUAGUGAGAAGUUGGAAAGCUUUAGUUGUUCAAAAGCUUUUAUUUAGGUUUAACCUUUCGGUUGGGACUGUGUAGAAGAAAGGGAAGACAGGCUUGAGGGUGUCCUUUCUCCCGUUUCAGUUGGUAUAAAAGAAAAGACAUUCAAGACACAAGAUAUUUUCUUCC
Messenger RNA from Nicotiana tabacum (common tobacco), 1655 nucleotides. RefSeq lists its product as uncharacterized. Gene Ontology annotation, molecular function: RNA binding. NCBI's taxonomy places the organism in Eukaryota, Viridiplantae, Streptophyta, Magnoliopsida, Solanales, Solanaceae. Gene Ontology annotation, biological process: tRNA modification. The record is from RefSeq and is a predicted model, not a curated record.